ACAAAGCAACCAAAAGAUACCUUUAUAUUUUUCUGCUUUCAGUCAGAGUGUUUUCCUUUUUGCAGUUAUUACUGUUGGGAAUCUUCAUACAGAGACAUUCAAAAGGGGAUAUCUGACAACUUUGGUCUUUUCUGAAAAUUGUAAUCAGCACAGCAGUCAAGUUAUGGAUGCCAGACCUAUUGAAAUGCCAGCCCUGGGAAGACCUCUGCAUCCUGGCAUGCUGUACGACUGCCAGAGUGACUCAUUUAUUCCAGGCAUCACUUUGUGGGAUGAGAAAGCAUUACGUGAGAAUCUAGAUGUACAUGAGCAGGCUAAAACAGAUCUGAAAUUUUCUGCUUCUGACUCUCUCAGUGACAAGGCCAACCUUCUGGAUGUGAGCGCCUCGCUCAAAGCUAGCUUUUACGGUGGUUUAGUGGAGGUUGGAGGAUCUGCCAAGUACCUGCAUGAUAGCAAAUCUUCAGCACGUCAGGAGCGGAUCACCAUGCAUUACAGCCAGACCACAACAUUCAAACAACUCUCUAUGGCUGACCUUGGAAAAAUCACCUAUCCACAAGUGUUUGACCAGUGUACAGCCACUCAUGUCAUCACAGCUGCACUGUAUGGAGCUCAGGCCUUCAUGGUGUUUGAUCAUACAGCUGCACAUGAUGAGGACAAACAGGAAGUUAAAGGAAAUCUUCAUGUUCUGAUCAAGAAGAUGCCUUCCCUGUCGAUAGAGGGAGAUGGAGACCUGAAGUUGAAUGAGAGUGAAAAGAAGAUGGCUGAGAGUAUCAGUGUCACAUUUCAUGGUGACUAUAAGCUAGAAGAAAACCCCACAACAUACUCUGAGGCCCUGAAAGUGUAUAAUAAGCUGCCUAACCUGCUGAGAGAGGAGAAGGAUGAUGUACCAGUAAGAGUGUGGCUGUAUCCCCUCAAACUGUUGAAUGAUAAGGCAGCCAGUUUGGUCAGAGAAAUCAGCGAAUAUGUGGUGUCUAAAAUAGAAAAUUUGCUGGAGGAACUAGAAAAAAUAGAGAGGAGGUGCAACGAUUUGGUCAGAAACAGAAGCGUGGAUGAUUUUCCUGACCUGAAAGUUCGGCUGCAAAUGUUUCAAGGCUUGUUUAGUGAUUACAAGAUUGCAUUCCAGAAAUCUCUCUUUAGAAGCUUGCCAGCUAUUCGUAAUGGAACACAGGAGGAGCUGGCACUGGCUAACAUCCUAAACGCUCAAUACAGGUCACUCUUUUCUGCAAACAACUUGAACAAGUGGUUAGAUGACUUUACAACUGAAUUGAGCAUAUUAAGUUCUUAUAUCGGUGAGCUGGAGGACAUCAGGAUUGUGACAUCACUAGGUCUGCUUAAUUCCAUUCUCUUUGAUCCUGACGUAGAUGUAGUGGUAUGCUUGUCUUUCACGUCUCUGAAGUACAAAGACAUAUACCUGGACGCACUGAAAGAUUUUGUGAAUUCUGAAGCACUUGUAAAGCUAGAGCAAGCAAACACAGAAGCAUAUUAUCCCCACGUAACAGAGCCUUGGUUCACUUCCACUGAAAUUUCCAAAAACAUGAGACAGAACCUUUCACUCUUUACAAGUUUCUCACAGGCCAAUAAAAAUGAGAAGAGAAUGCAGUUUGUCAUUGCCUCCAUCUCUGACCCCGCCAAUCCAGGUUCCUCCAUCCGACUUUAUGAAAAAGGCACACUGACAGAUCCAAAGUUCCAAUCUGUGUCCAAGCCUCCUCCACCAGCAGUGGAGACCCAAGAUGGAGCUGUAUUCUUAAAUCUUCAAAAGUCCCCAACUGGAGAAACGUUGAGGUUUAGAGUAGAAUACAGGAUGGUAAAGGAAGGUGAAGCAAUCCAGGGGGAAGACUGGGAGACCAGAGACACUCCAGAUGCAAAGAAACCUUUCUUACUGACUGGACUGCAGCCAGGAAACCAAUACUUAGUUCGGUAUAAAGCUGUGAGUGCGGUGGGAGUGAGUGAAGCCAGUGAAUCUGUUCGUGCAGAAAUUCCCACCAGGAUUGAAAGCACUCUGGUGGGUGGCGCUGGAGGAGGUCAAUACAUUUUGACUCAUGAUAUUGGUGUGACACUGAAGAAGAUCACGGUUUGGCUAGACAUGUUUAAAGUGCAUGCUCUCCAUGUGUUGCUCAGCAAUAAUCAAGAGAAUAUGUAUGGCUUUACAUAUGGCAAUAUCCAGGAAUUCACAUUUGAGGACGGUGAUCGUUUCCGUUCACUGACAUUGUGGCCAAACAACGAUGAGAAUCGUCUGGGAGGUCUUCAGUUUGAAGUUGUGAGGAAAACGGGGAAGACUGCUACAUUCUCUACUAAUUACCCAAACAUGAGCCCGCCUGUGUCCAUUGAUGUGGGUUUAGGGAUAUUUCGUGGGAUUAAAGUGAGAAGUGGGGAAGAUGUUGAUGCUCUUGGAUUCUUCUUUCUAAAGUAGGUAAUACUGUAAAGAUAAUCACCUUCACAGAGAUGUGACAUUUUGAAAAUAUUAAUCAAUGAAUGAAAAAGUGCCUUUUAAAGGGAAACUGUAUUAACGGUAACAGUAUUUUAAGCAAACAAAUGAUUCUUAAAUUAAUGCUUGAGUUUA
Molecule: messenger RNA, 2557 nt
Organism: Colossoma macropomum (tambaqui)
Lineage: Eukaryota; Metazoa; Chordata; Actinopteri; Characiformes; Serrasalmidae
Product: verrucotoxin subunit beta-like
Exons: 5
Coding region: 164-2407 (747 amino acids)
Molecular function (GO): protein binding
Source: RefSeq, a predicted model, not a curated record